AUGCAAGGAGCCUCCCUUCUGCUCCCUGUCCAGGUGCUGAAGACCCAGCUCACCCUGGGACAGACCGGCCAGUACACAGGGUUAGGGGACUGUGCCUGCAAGAUUUGGAGGCAUGAGUUGACCCAGGCCUUCUACCGUGGCUACCUGCCCAACAUGAUUGGCAUAGUCCUCUAUGCCAUCACUGAGCUGGCGGUGUAUGAGCUGAUCCACUGUGUAUGGAGGAAGCCGGGCAAGGACACAGAAGAGCAUGAGUGCCUGGUCAACCUAACGUCUUUCACCCUCCCCACCACCUGUGGGCAGAUUUCUUUUUUUCCCCUUUACCCCAUAAGAACUAGGAUGCAGGCCCAAGAGAGCAUCCAGGGCUCAGCCCCCAGCAUGAGGGCCAUCUUAGGGAGCAUCCUGACACAGCAGGGUUGGAGGGGUUUCUUCAGGGGGCUAGGCCCCGGUCUCCUGAAGGUGCUGCCUGCCUGCGGCCUACGCUAUGUCACAUAUGAAGCUUUUAAGAAAUGCUGGGCAACUUGUCAAGGAGGCAGGGUCCCAUGCGGUGUGAGGGUUGUCUUCAGAAGAAUCCUGGGGUCUGUUGGAUGUUUCACCCCCAACCUCCUGAAGGUGCUGUCCAUGUGA
Erinaceus europaeus (western European hedgehog) is the source of this 624-nucleotide messenger RNA. Its product is annotated as mitochondrial carrier protein SCaMC-3L-like. The coding region runs from base 1 to 624 and encodes 207 amino acids. The transcript is spliced from 4 exons. The record is from RefSeq and is a predicted model, not a curated record. Lineage: Eukaryota; Metazoa; Chordata; Mammalia; Eulipotyphla; Erinaceidae. Gene Ontology annotation, molecular function: ATP transmembrane transporter activity.